This is a messenger RNA of Gossypium arboreum, 1753 nucleotides long. RefSeq names its product trihelix transcription factor GT-1-like. The transcript has 5 exons. The coding region runs from base 420 to 1517 and encodes 365 amino acids. Lineage: Eukaryota; Viridiplantae; Streptophyta; Magnoliopsida; Malvales; Malvaceae. The record is from RefSeq and is a predicted model, not a curated record.
AUUUACCCUUAAAAUAAAUUAUCGAGAGGGAAAGGUAGGGAGGGACAAUGCAAGGCAACUGCCGAAGGCAAGAUAAAGAAACUGGUCUUGCAGCCAACUGAUCAUGUUUUGAAUGACCUGGUUUUAAUAGUUUCUAUUACCCUUAUUUACCAAAAAUAAAUAAAGAAAUUGCCCACGCUAUUUUCUUUUUUCACUACUAUUUAUCGGCUAAGCUCUGGAAAAGGGAAGAAAAGACUAAUCAAAUUCAAGCUCCAUGAUUUCACUUCUCCUCCUGUUCAAAACUCUCACUCUUUUCAACUCCUAAACGCCUUAAGCCCCUAAUAUACAAGCGAAGAAGAAAAAAAUAAACCAUUUUCCUUUCCGAUUCGCUGCCACGUACUUGUUCGUCCAUUGAUUUAUACAAGGAAGCUCCUGCUGCCAUGGCCCGGGACAUGAUCAUCGAGGUCACCACCAAUGGGGGUUUACCGGAUCAUCUCCGCCACCACCAUCCUCACUCUCUCCAACAACAGCAGCAAAUGAUCUUGGGCGAAAGCAGCGGCGAUGACCCAGAAGUCAAAGCCCCGAAGAAACGAGCCGAGACCUGGGUCCAAGACGAAACCCGAAGCCUUAUCGGUUUCCGGAAGGAAAUGGACGGCCGUUUCAAUACUUCUAAAUCGAACAAGCACCUUUGGGAGAAGAUAUCAGCUAUGAUGAGGAAGAAAGGGUUCGAUCGAUCCCCAACUAUGUGUACGGACAAGUGGAGGAACUUGUUGAAGGAGUUUAAGAAAGCUAAGCAUCAAGAUAGAGGGAGCGGUUCAGUCAAGAUAACCUAUAAGGAAAUUGAAGAGAUUUUAAGGGAGAGGACAAAGAAGCCUUAUAAGGCUCCAACUCCUCCUCCCAAGCUUGAUUCCUUUAUGCAUUUCUCUGAUAAGGGUUUAUGUUUUGAGGAUACCAGCAUAACAUUUGGUCCUCUUGAAGCUAGUGGUAGGCCAGCACUUAAUCUUGAACAAGGUUUAGAUCAUGAUGGACAUCCUCUUGCCAUCACCACAGCCAAUGCAGUUGCAGUCAGUGGAGUUCCUCCUUGGAAUUGGAGAGAGACCCCUGGAAAUGGUGGAGAUCGUCUGCCAUAUGGAGGCAGGGUUAUAACGGUUAAGUAUAGGGACUACGCCCAAAGGAUUGGUAUCGAUGGUACUGCUGAAGCCAUCAGAGAGGCAAUUAAAUCUGCUUUUAGAUUGAGAACUAAGCGUGCAUUUUGGUUGGAGGAUGAAGAUCAUAUAAUUCGUAGUCUCGACAGGGAAAUGCCUUUAGGGAAUUAUACACUCCAUCUUGAUGAAGGUUUGGCUGUGAAAGUGUGCCUUUACGAUGUGUCAGAUCAUAUACCAGUACACACAGAGGAGAAGAUUUUUUACACAGAAGAUGAUUACCGUGAAUAUCUAGUCUUUCGAGGGUACGUAGGUCUCAAAGAGAUUGAUGGAUACAGAAACAUUAAUAGUAUGGAUGACCUUCAAACUAAUACUAUAUACCGAGGUGUUAGCUGAAAGCUGUUGCAUCUCGAAGGUCUAUAUAACAGAGUUGCGUUGCCUUGACAUAAGUGAGCAUAUGGGGUUCUAAGAUUUGCUCUGGUGCUUUCUGAAGAUUGUGAUUAUGUUGUUUGCAUCAUUACCACUUACUAAACAUGAACCCCAUAACUCUUGCUGUCGGUAGCAUGUUGUUCUUUAUACGUGAUAUUCGUGAUAGGUUUUAAAUAUUUAUAAUGAAUCGUUCUUAAAACUAA